This is a messenger RNA of Gryllus bimaculatus (two-spotted cricket), 531 nucleotides long. Lineage: Eukaryota; Metazoa; Arthropoda; Insecta; Orthoptera; Gryllidae. The record is from the annotation of a GenBank genome assembly.
AUGAUUGUUUCUAAACAGACAAAUGAAUGUGGCGACGCUCACCUGUUCGUGGUCGGCAGCGCGGGCCGGCGCCGCCGCCAGCAGAAGGCAGAGGCUCGCGAGCAGCGCGUGGAGCGCGCGUCCGUCGCGGGGGGCCAUGGCUGCAGAAACCAUUAUCUUCGGGUUUGUCUUGUUUAUGAGGCAGAGAAAACCCAUAUGCGUUCUCCAUAUGAAGAUGAUUCGACGAGUGUCUCCAAAGGAUAUCGUUUGUAAGAAGACCUUCCAGGACACCGGGAAAACAAAUUCCAUAAUAGAAAGUCCCAUUGGAACGUGUGAAAUAAAUGCGUACAAAUUAUUGCCACAUUAAACUGUUUAAUAUAAUUGGAAAAAAAGAUGAUACAAACAAUUAAAAUUUGCUGAAAAAUACAAGGUACAAAAUUAAUCGUUAAUUCAAUUAUACUUACGGUAGUUAUACUUCAUUAUUAUGAAAAUAUUCACAAAAAAUAAUUAAUAACUAUUUCAAGACAGAAAUUUCUUAUUUUUUGUAGGAUA